AUGGCCGACCCGCGAUAUCGCUACUCGGGCCACUCGGGCCGUCGGUCACCUACCUACAACCCCGCGCGGGCUUCUUUGCCUGCGAAUGUUGGAUACAACUCGCAUUACACUGGAGACGUCCAUGCCGUUCCAACUGCUCGCUACGAUGCGACCGUCCCCCGGAGAGCCCAUGAACACAAAGCUAACCCGCCGACUGCUACAAUCACGACCUAUAACAUCACUAAAGACCCUGUUGCUCGAAGUACUAGCCGCACUGGUACUGGACGCCACCGCUCUUCGACGAUCGACGCAGCGCCUCCUGUGAAGCCCAUCAUCGUGACGACGAACCAUCACAGUCGUCCUCAUGGUUCUUCAUCUCACACAUCAUCCAGUGCCAGGGCCACCAGUCCGUCGCGCGACCCUUAUCGCUCGAGCGAGGAGACUUACUAUGCCCAGCCAGCAUCCUCGAUACGUGCACGAAGCCAACACCGUCAUAGCCACAGCUACAGUCAGAGCGCGACCUUGGGUGAUGAGUUCUAUCGCCUGAGGGAACGGGUAGGUGGUGACGAUAGGCUCCGGGCCCCAGUACGCGCGGGGACCGUACCUUUCGGUCAUUCGCGCCCUCAUUCAACAGUAUACGCUAAUACUGCAAAUACUGGUACCACGGCGGUGGCCGAUUACGAAGAUGAAGGGUACGAGUACACAAAGCCCAGCGACCUGGCUAGGUACGACCUGGACCACGGGCGGGACCAGCGAAGAAGUCGGCGAGACAGUGUGGAUCGGCCGUACUACCGGCCACAUGUAAACGUGAGCAGUGACACAGCCCGGUAUGACGCCCGUAGCCGCGCGAAGCCUCCGACAUCCGCUGCUAUUGACCGGUUCAACCGGGCUGCGGCAUCGGGUAUCUACGACCGUCCUUCGGUCACUAUGCCCAGCUUACCAGUGGUUCCGGCUCCUCCUCCUGUAGAAGCUGUGCGUCGACCCGCCCCAGUAGAAGGGACCAGAAGCCCUUCAGUCGAACCCAGGGUAUCACGGCCACGCCCAGUGUCGCUUUACCAAGAGACUCCUGCACGCAUGUCACAUGCCGACGAUCUUUACAGGUCUCGCGACGAUGAACGAAUCCCCAGAGAUCGUCGCGAGCGUGAAGAAGGAUACCGUGAUGACAACAUCGCGGCGCGCGGCUUUGGCCUCCGCACAGACACUUUCGAACAGCCAAUACGCCCGGCUAGCGCAAUCACUCACAGAGACUUCGAUGAUCGUCGCGCGCGGCGCGAUGUAGCAGACCGUGAGCCGAAACGUCGGUCUGAUGAGUCAUUGGAUCGUACUCGUGCCCACGAAAGAAGACCUAUCGACGAACCGCGACCCCGUGUAGAGGGGAGCCGGGACCGUAGGGAAAGUGUGAGCCGAAGAAACAGCAUCAGUCGGGCCCGCGAGAAGGUAGCCACUGGGUUGAGCGUCGCUGCCGCCGCUAUGGGCCUUGCAGCCACCAAGGCAGAUGACGACAGAACCUCGCCUAAACGACGGGAAUCUGAUGAUGAGAAGGAGGCAGCUGCCUCACACCCCGCUGACAAGUACAAACCUCGAGAUAGUGUCCUAGAGCACAAACCGUCUCUCAGGGAAGAUCCAAUUGUUGUGGAGCAGCGACGAGAAGCCCGAAGAGAAGAGCCUCGAAGGGAUGAGGUCCGAAGAGAAGAACCUAGAAGAGACGAGGCCCGGAGAGAACCUCGAAGAGAAGAGGCUCGGAGGGACGAGCCCCGGAAGGAUGAGGCCCGGAGAGAUGAGCCUCGAAGGGAGGAGCCUCGAAAAGAACGUCCAGAACCUAGGUCGGGCUCCAGAGAGCGGGACUUGGAAAGGGAACGGGAACGGGACAGUGAGCGUGAGCAGCGCGAACGCGAAAAAGAGACGGACCGGGAACGUGAUCAACGUGACCGGGAACUGGAAAGAGAACGCGAACAUGAGCGCCACCGACGAGAAUCUGACGCCAGGCUUGGUGGAAUGCCACCAGACCGAAGAGAUGGCUCACCUACACCCGAUGCCUCAGAGAAUGCUGCUCGCAGACGCCAUCGACCCGCGGCGGCCUUCAAUCCUACAGAUACCAAAGGCUUGAUGGACCUUAAAGCCGAACUAGCAGCGAUCGAUGGCCAAGACCGACUAACAGAAAAGUCGGCCGCAAGGGCUACUCCGUCGGAUAAGGAUACUGGAGUGUCUGCGUCAUCUCAUAGAGCUGACGUACCCAGCGAGUCACGUGAGCCGUCUCCCCGUGGCCGCGAUGCUGGCCCCUCCCGUGAGGACAAGCAAGUGCGAGUACUGUCCCCGCCGCGGGACAAGGGCGACCAGAAACCCAUCAAAGGUAUCUUGAAGCAACCCAAAGUCAAGUUCCCAGAAGACAACCACCCCAUCCGAGAGGGCGUCGCGCCACAUAAGGAUGACAAGACCAAGAAGGAUGUUCCACCUGGUGCACGUUGGACUCGGAUUCACCGUAAGAUGGUGAACCCUGAGGCGUUGACCAUUGGAAAGGAGCGCUUCGAAGUCCGUGAUAAUUUUGUCAUCGUGCUGCGUGUCUUGAGCAAGGACGAGGUCCAAGCUUAUGCCGUUGCCACUCAACAGCUCCGAGCGAGACGCAAUCAAGAGGCUGAGAAUGGGGUUGAGCAUGAACGUCUCUCGGAUGAGGAGCGUAAUCGUUCUGACGAGGAGCGACAAAGACGUCACCGUCACCGCAGGGAACACGGGGACGACGAGUAUCAGAGAGAACGAGAUGCUGAGGGUCGGAACCGACGGCACAGACAUGGGUCCGACUCGGAUGAAACCGAAAUCCGGCCAAAGGCGAUCGAGUAUGAUGGCGGCAGCAGCAGUAGCCACCACCAUGUUCGGCCUCAGCGAGACUACGAGUCAGUCGCAAGCUCGGAUGACAGGCGAUAA
This is a messenger RNA of Anthostomella pinea, 2898 nucleotides long. NCBI's taxonomy places the organism in Eukaryota, Fungi, Ascomycota, Sordariomycetes, Xylariales, Xylariaceae. The record is from the annotation of a GenBank genome assembly.